AUGGCAAAAAAAUUGAAUGAAUCUAUAAGGUCAUCUAGUGGAUCAAGAACAAUAGAAAAAAAUAACAACAAUAAUAAUUCAAUUAUUCAAAAAGUAACAAAUAAAAAAACGAUGAAAAGUAGAAAAAAAAAAGAAAUUCCACGAGCAAAUAUAUACAAUCUUGUAAAAGAAAUAUUACAAGAAACAACCAAUGAUGGCACAUUUAAAAUUCAGAAGAAUGCUGUUGAUUUGCUUCACCAAGCAGCUGAAACAUAUCUUACAAUUUAUUUUGAAACGGGUAACAAGGCUACAAAGCUUCGAAAUGGAAAAGUGUUAUAUCCAAGAGAUACAUAUUUGUGCAGAAAGAUUAUUAAAAUGGAUCAAAAUUUAGAAGAAGAUAUAUAA
Messenger RNA from Strongyloides ratti, 384 nucleotides. Its product is annotated as Histone core domain and Histone-fold domain-containing protein. Gene Ontology annotation, molecular function: protein heterodimerization activity; DNA binding. The record is from RefSeq and is a predicted model, not a curated record. The transcript has a single exon. Lineage: Eukaryota; Metazoa; Nematoda; Chromadorea; Rhabditida; Strongyloididae. The coding region runs from base 1 to 384 and encodes 127 amino acids.